Messenger RNA from Mucor mucedo, 2901 nucleotides. RefSeq lists its product as uncharacterized. The transcript is spliced from 3 exons. Lineage: Eukaryota; Fungi; Mucoromycota; Mucoromycetes; Mucorales; Mucoraceae. The record is from RefSeq and is a predicted model, not a curated record. The coding region runs from base 1 to 2901 and encodes 966 amino acids.
AUGUUCGAACAUACAUUCCGUCGAAUCAAGAAAACUGAAAAGGCUCGCCAAACAAUUUAUUGUGCUGAAUGCCGAAAAACAAUAGUUUCACAGAACAUCAAGCGUCACUGUCGUACUACUGGUCAACAAAAAGCAAUGUCAGCAAACGUCACUCCUAUAACUCCCAGUAACAUUUCCAUUUCUGAAGAUAACGACCCCGAAUUAAUUGUUGAAUUAUCAGAUGAAAACAUUCAAGUAUCCGAAGAUCUGUUAUUGAACAGUAUUGAGGAUCAGUAUAACGAGGAAGAUAUUGAAAUUUCUAGUGAAAACGAUGAUAAUGAUUCUGAUGAUGAAUUAGAGUCAGAAAAAGAGGAAAUCAAUGAAAGCACACUCAACGACUCUGCUACCGAAUUUUUUGUUGGAAGAUUUAGUGCAGUUCAGAACGAAGCUAAUACUGAAGAUGCAACCAACGAUAUUAAUACAUUUAAUGGUAUGGUACCCAUUUGGGAAGCCUCCUCUGGUGUUGAAUGGAACAACUUCGUUCAAUCACACUAUCCUUUCAACACUACCCAAAAAUUUGUUUUGCAAGCUCUUGUAAAUGGAGACGACGACCAGUUAUCCAGAAGACAAUCAAAGAAAAUGAUUUACACCAUGAACUUGUUGCUCAAAUUGAAAGAUAAUGCUGUAGAAGAUAACAGAAGUUUUGAACUUCCGGCUCUGGACAACCUUUGGAAUUUUCAAUCUCGCAAAGGCAAUAAUAUCCCUGUUUUUAAAACGGAUACAGAAACUACCACUGGCAAAGCCUUUAAUAAGCUCCAAAAUAAAGAUGAAAUGGUCGAAAGAAAAAUCUUCUUGAAUCUGCCUUCUGAGCAUAUCAGACUAACAACAUUGAACCCAACGAAGGCCAGUAAAAUUACCAAGCUUUCCGAUCAUACAACUGAUCAAUCGCUUGAUCUUCAUCAAGGUAAAAAGUGGAAAGAAAACCCUUCAUUCCAACACCCUAUGGUAACUGAAAUCGGAAAAGAUUACUGGUUUGGAGACUUUGUCUACUUGAGAAAUAAAGACCUUUUCUUGGUCAAGUCGUUUCACACAAAGAUUCAAAUUCGACUCGCUGCAGGCUACCGUGUUCUUGAGCAAGACGAUUUCUUUGGUAUUUCAACAAUUACUAUGGAGAUUCCCUGGCUCCAAUUAGGAGGACAUUACGAAUCGAAUGUAUGCGGUAGCAAAUGCUUUUCUUUGGAUGGUGAUGGUCAAGGACUGGAUUAUUUGCAUCAAUCUUUAGUUCUUAGCAAAUCUCCUUUGAAACGUAACAAGUGUGACAGCAAUGGAAACAUUGUUCAGAAUCAGUAUUAUAAAGUCAAGCAGUACAAUCCCUACGAAAGUUGGUUUAUGAACUCUGCUGGAUUGCUUUUUGAAGACAGAUCGAAAAGGGAAAACGCCUGCUUCAUUUGGACGGCGCCCAAGACAGAUGGAAUUAAUGCCUUAAAUAUCAUUCCUUUCAUUGUUGAUGACUUAAAGGUACUUGAGAAGGGUGUACUAAUGUAUUCAGCAGAAGAAAAAGAAAUGGUUUUAGUAACUGCGCCAUUAAUGUGCAUUAUGGCCGAUAACCCAGCACAUUCAGACAUCUGCGGCAUACUUGGGAUGACAACAGUUUUUCCGUGCAGAAAAUGUUACUUCCGUAACAUUAAAAAGCGCAAAAACGAAAUUUACGCAGUGACUCCUGAACAGUUACUCGCCAAAUAUAUUGUUAGAACCAAAGACGACUAUGUUCUCGCUUUGGAUCACAAUGCAGUCAUCGCCAAUGCUGAAGAAUUCCCUGUUGGAGCAAAGCUUCUGAGCUAUCGAAAUCUUGAUGGGAGUGAAAGAUUACUAGAAUUGGCCAGUUAUAAUCCUGCAGAAGAUACACCAGUGGAAAUUCUUCACACAAUUUUGCUUGAUAUUGGUAGGUAUCUCGUAAACCAUUUGAUAAAGGUCACAAUUUUCAAGAACAAAUCGGUUAUGACGAUCUUGAUAACUGCAGUGAACCGCUAUGAAUUCUGCAAAAAUUACAGCCGUAAUUUCUCAAGACAGCUAAAACAUUUUGGAUCGUUUCUUGGCCGAGAUUAUAAACAAUUGCUUCAAAUUCUGCCAUUGAUCAUUUCUCAAUUAUUUGCCGAUCGAGUUCGUGAUGCUAAAAUCAUCGAACUUAACAAGCCUCUAAGCAAGUUGGGUGAGCUGUGCUCAUUAGUUUUUGUCCGUCGUGUGCACAUGGGGUUUAAUAAGUAUGUGAAUGAUGUGCAUGAAGUCAUACAUGAGUUAACGAAGAGAAUCCAUGCCUUUGAUCUUGCAAUCUCAAACCCCACGCCAUAUUCAUGUAAACCUAAGAUGCACCUCUUGCAUCAUCUUCGUGAUGAUCUGAUCAAUUUUGGGUGCGCUUUACAUUAUGAAACAGAAAAAGGUGAGCAAUUCAACAAAUGUUUACGUGAACAUCUAUUCCACACCAACAGAAAAGAUACGUCCAAAAGCCUUGCGCUGAAAGUUGGUAAGCAAGAGCUACUUAGACAUAUUGUCGAUGGAGGGUCUUGGGUGAGCAAAGAUAUAAAGAGGGUCCAGUACGGCUCGAAGCUCAAAAAUUAUAUUGAUAUGGCAGGUGAUGACUUUUUCUUGGAAAUGUUUGGUAGCUCCCAUAACAACACAUCAGUAUUUGUAGGUGAGAUCACCAAAAACAAUGGUAAAUUGGUUACUUUGCAGCGAUUUCAACCUGAUGUUACUGGUAGAACUGGACAGCCUAUUAGCUGCACAACUGAUGGGUUUAUCGAAAUGGAGGCAGAUAAACUUAUUCCAAAUGGUGCUCUUGAUAUGUUCAAAAAAGAUGUCAAUGAAAACAAGAUUAUCAACCCAUAUAAAUUUAACACAACUAUGCUCCUGACACAGCUUAAAUAA